CUUCCGCCCGGUCCUGUAACAUUAGCAAUAGCAUCGUUAGCGCCUCUCUUUAACCGCUUUUAUACUCUUUAAACUCUCACAUUUAUAGUGAAGCCACAAUACGAAGGAGACUCGGACUGUGUGCCAUAUAACAACACUCUGAGGUACUUUUUCAGUUUCAGGAUUUUAUUUUUAAAUCUGAGAAACGGGCCAUGCUAACGGGAUAGCACGGAGCUAACGCAGCAGCGUUUGUGCUCAGAGUCGCCCUGAUGCCUGCUCUGACUUCCUGACCUGUAUGACUUCUGUGUGACCUCUCCUGACUCCUCUGUGACUCCUGCUGACUCCUCUUGACUCCUGCGUCGUCAUGAGCGCGGAGCCAUGUGUAUAUGAGCGUCUGUGGGAGUCGAUCGCGGUGCUGAGAGAGUCAGGGCAGCGUUAUGGGAUGAGUGAACGUGACAUUGAACGCUUCAUCACACAAGUUCUGGAGACCAAUGAGCCCCAAGAGGAACAGCCUGCGUUUCCUCUGCUCAGAGCUACAGCAAAGUGUGCCUUGGCACUAUGUCUGCUCCUGGUUUUGGCCCUGGGUCUCUCUCAGCCUCAAUCUGCCUCGGAGCCUCUGUCUCUGGGCUUGAACUGGUCGUGCCCGCUGGGAGCUGCUCGUCUGCUGGAUUUGCCCAUCGCUCACAAGUACAACCUCCAGGGGUUCAGAGGUUGGUUUGGGGACAGUCCUUUGUUGCAGUCGUCUGUGAACACCUCCAUUUCAUCAGAGGCUCGUGUGGUCAUGAAGGGCGGAGAUGUGUCCCAGCUGCAUCGCUCUCUGUUGGAGCUUGUGUGUCUCUCUCAGGACGACUUCUGCCACAGAAAUGAGGUUCUCCCAGGACCCGCCGAGGUUCUACCACGAACCAACUUCACCACAGAACAAACCACCUUCUGUGACGGGUCUGCCCCGUAGACCGCAAACUGUCCUCUGAUUGGACGGGGCGGCUGUCAAUCACACACUAUGACCAAUGAAAUCAGUGAAUGGAGCUGUUAGGUCACGUCUUCUGAAACAUUCAAGAGGAAAAAUGUGAAAGAUAUUUUAGUUUAAACUGAGAGUUUAUGAACUGAACAUUUGACUCAUUUAGUGUCUGAAGUUUAAUUUUAUGAAAUAUUUUGUUUAAUGAACUGAAGAGUAACAUGGCACUUCUGUUUAUUCAUGUUUAAAUAAU
Periophthalmus magnuspinnatus is the source of this 1187-nucleotide messenger RNA. RefSeq names its product chromosome 10 C6orf89 homolog (gene c10h6orf89). Gene Ontology annotation, cellular component: nucleolus; Golgi membrane. The coding region runs from base 344 to 931 and encodes 195 amino acids. The transcript has 5 exons. The record is from RefSeq and is a predicted model, not a curated record. NCBI's taxonomy places the organism in Eukaryota, Metazoa, Chordata, Actinopteri, Gobiiformes, Gobiidae.